This is a messenger RNA of Spodoptera exigua (beet armyworm), 2668 nucleotides long. The record is from the annotation of a GenBank genome assembly. Lineage: Eukaryota; Metazoa; Arthropoda; Insecta; Lepidoptera; Noctuidae.
GGGGAGGUAUGUUUUUGCAUGAGUUUCCUUGAAGUAAAUUUUUUUGUCAUCAGUUUUUUGUCUCUCUCAUACUGUACCGGUGGGCAAAAUCGCACAAUUAUAAUGUUAAACUACCACUAAAGAUAAAUGUGAUGACAGAAUUAGUGAAAAGUGAUUAAUAUCGAGAUAUUUUAAUACGAGAAAUAUAACGACGUAGCAGUGUGGUUUCUUAUCAGCGAAGAGUUUAAAAAAAAUAAUUAAAGAUGUCUCUCUGGGCUAGAGCUCAGCAGCUUCCUCCCGAGAGCCUUCAAAAGGUCCGUACCAUCUACGGGGAUCAUUUCCCGAUUGAAGUACGCCACUGUUUGGCACCAUGGAUCGAAAGCAGGAUUUGGACCGCGGAGCCAGAGGACCAGCAACGUUUCUUCGUGGACGAGCUGGUGCAGGAAAUCCAAGCCCAUGCUGACCUGAUGCUGUCUCCGGACAUGUUUGUCACCAAGAUGAAGCUUCUGGACGCUGCCAAGAAUUUCCACAUGCAGUACAGCCACGCUCCGCAUGAGCUGUACGCGUACAUGCGUCGUUCGCUUGCCCUGGAGAUGGACGUCAUCCAAAACGCCAUGGGCACUCCAUACGUUGCCCAGCCUCAAACGGAGAGGAAAUAUAGUGAGCUUAUUACUGGUCUUCAAACAGUCCGUCAGAAGGUCAGCAUGGUUGGGGAAGAGAUACGCAGCUUGCAGGGGAAUAUUGAAUCCUUCUCGCUCCAGUACCAUGAGUGCUUGAAGAAUAAAGGACAUAUGAACUACCUUCAGCAAUCCAUGACGAAUGAACGUCGUGACCUUGUGGCUUGCUUGCGCGUCCAGAUCGAAGAGACGGAGAGGAAGCUCAACGCUCUUGUGGCACAAAUCAGCCAGUCUCAGAUGGAGCUGGUCGACCAUAUGAAGGAAAAUAUCGCCAACCUCCGCCAGCUCCAGAGCCAGGUUCUUGAUGAGGAGCUGAUCAAAUGGAAACGUGAACAGCAACUCAGUGGCAACGGCGUUCCCAUGCAAUCAAACCUCAAUACCAUACAAGAAUGGUGUGAGCUCCUCGCCGACCUCAUCUGGACGACGAGGCAACAAGUCAACAAUGUCGCACGCAUCAACACUAAGACCAUUGUCGAGUUGCGACAACCCCAUCUAGCUGAGAUGCUCGAUGAGAUGAGUAAACAGGUGACUGGUCUAUUGUCCACUUUAGUGACGUCGACGUUCGUGAUCGAGAAACAACCACCUCAGGUCAUGAAGACCAAUACUCGCUUCACGGCUACUGUCCGUUUACUGGUCGGGGGUCAGCUAAACGUAUACAUGACGCCGCCUCGAGUCAGCGUCGUUAUCAUAUCCGAACAACAAGCUCAACUGCUUCUGAAAAGCGAGACCCAAGCCGGUAAAGGCAAGCAGCCGGUCGAAUGCGGUGAUAUAUUGAACAAUACCGGAAGUAUGGAGUACCAGCCAACCAGCAGGCAGCUUAGCGUCAGUUUCCGCAACAUGCAACUCCGUAAAAUCAAGCGUGCUGAGAAGAAGGGUACGGAGAGUGUGAUGGAUGAGAAACUGACUUUGCUGUUCCAAUCUCAGUUCAAUGUUGGUGGAGGAGAGCUGGUGUUCCAAGUCUGGACGCUAUCUUUGCCAGUGGUGGUGAUCGUCCACGGAAACCAGGAGCCGCACGGCUGGGCUACUGUCACCUGGGAUAACGCUUUCAGCCCACCAGGACGCGUUCCUUUCGCUGUACCGGAUAAGGUGACGUGGGGUCAACUAGCAGAAACUCUUCGCAUCAAAUUCUGCUCCGCGACCGGCGGAGAUCUUUCGGAGGACAACCUGAGAUUCCUCGCCGAAAAGAUAUUUAGUAUAUGCGCCGUCCCCAGGACGAGUCUCCCUCUAAACACGAUGGAGCUGAACGCCAUGCCAGUAUCCUGGACCCAGUUCUGCAAGGACGCCCUGCCUGAGAGGAACUUCACCUUCUGGGAGUGGUUCUACAUGGUCGUCAAGGUCACAAGGGAUUAUCUCAGGACGCUGUGGUGUGAUCAUCUGAUCAUGGGUUUCAUUCAAAAGAAACAAGCUGAAGAAAUGCUUUCCAAGUGUCCCGCCGGAACCUUCUUGCUUCGAUUCUCCGACUCCGAACUGGGAGGCAUAACUAUCGCCUGGGUUGGUGAGGGCAACGAGGUCUUCAGUCUUCAACCGUUCACAUCCCGCGACCUGAUGCUGCGGUCCCUAGCUGACCGGGUACUGGAUCUCACCCAGCUGCAGUUCCUCUACCCCAACAUUGCCAAGGACGACGUUUUCUCCAAGUACUACACCAAACCCGAAAAUGAGAUGCUGAAGAAUGGGUAUGUGAAACCCGUGUUAGUGACGACGCUACCCCCUUACAUGUCCUCGUCGCCGGCGUACGCGCAUUCCCCAGAUUCGCAUCGCAACACCCCCAGCGUACAAAGCAGCUACUUCAGUGCGGCUACGCCGGCCCAAACUGACAGUUUCAUGGACAGUGAACUGUUCGAGCAGAUUCGGGCCUUCGAACCAGAUGGCAUGGAUGAAUUCGACAUCUAUAGUAACAUGAGCAUGAAAUAAGAUGACAAACAAGUUAUAAACACGGAAAUAUUUUACCUUUUUUUUUAGUUUAAGUAAAUAUAAAGAUCAUUAUUAUUAUUAAUAUUAAUAUAGAUGAGUCA